AUGAGUAAGUCUUCCAAACCAUACGUUCUUGUCAAGAAAGCUUAUUUUUUGACAAGUCUUUAUGUUGAACCCGUUCAAUCUGCUAAUAUUGAGUAUAAUGUCAAUACUUCUGCUAAAGAGUCUAUUAGGUCAAAACUUGUUAAUAGAGUGGAACCCUCUGGUUCAUCUGUAUCUGAAAAGGUAAACUCUAAUAUGAGUGAGGCUGAAAAUUUUUCCAUUGAUAAAAGUAUCUAUAGGUUAGUGGCUAAUGUUUUGAAGGAAGCUAGGUCCGGUGAUGUGUCGGAUGUUAUAACAUCAUUGGCCAAAGCUGAGCAUUCAGCUGAAACCACCCCUAAAACCCUAUUGGAUGUUUCUGGUGAGGAGGAAAACCCUAGUAGAAGGAAAGAAAAAUCCACUAUCAUUGUGAAUGUUGAUGAGUUGGACUCGAAUGAAGAACCCAUUGCUAAGAAUCUUCCCCCUGGAAUUGCCAAGAGGAUGAAGAAUAGAAGAGGAAAGGUUCUGAUGAAUGAAGGCACACCCUCUAAGACUUCCAAGAAGAAAGUUGUUGUUGGUCCCACCAAAAGAUGGAGAAAAGUUGUGGUUCCUACUAGGAAGAGGAAUGAGUUAUCUUCUAGUGAAUUUGAUUAUGAUGUUGAACAUGAUGUUCAGGACAUCACCCCACUGAAGAAAGCAGUGGUGAGAAAGAUACAUCUGAAUGUUCCUGAGGUGCCUUUAGGUUUGAUGAAAAAUGUUACAAGCUUUGGAGAAUGCUAUGAGGUGUCGGUGAAGGAACUUAUGGUUAACAUCCCUGCUGACUGUGAUAAAAAUAAAAGUAAGGAAUUUAGAAAAGUUUUUGUGAGAGGAAAAUGUGUAGAAUUUUCUCCUAAUGUGAUUAAUAGGUACAUGGGAAGAUGUGAAGAUGAACAACCUGAGACAAAGGUGACUGAUAACCAGGUUUGCAAAGAAAUUACUGCAAAACAGGUUAUACAAUGGCCUAGAAAAGGAAAGUUGUCAGCUAGAAAGUUAAGUGUAAAGUAUGCAGUCCUUCAUAGGAUUGGUGCUACUAAUUGGGUUCCCACAAACCAUACAUUAACCAUUGCCACUAGAUUGGGGAAGUUCGUCUAUGUAGUUGGUACCAAGACCAACUUUGAUUUUGGAUAUUAUGUUUUUGAACAAACAUUGAAGCAUGUUGGUACUUGUGCAGUGAAGAUGCCCAUUUCAUUUCCUUCACUUAUAUGUGGAAUCAUUCUCAGUCAACACCCAGGUAUCCUAAAUAGUGCUGAUGUUGCUAGCAAGAGGGAAUCUACUCCUUCUCUUAACUAG
This is a messenger RNA of Lathyrus oleraceus (garden pea), 1302 nucleotides long. RefSeq lists its product as uncharacterized. The record is from RefSeq and is a predicted model, not a curated record. The coding region runs from base 1 to 1302 and encodes 433 amino acids. The transcript is spliced from 3 exons. Lineage: Eukaryota; Viridiplantae; Streptophyta; Magnoliopsida; Fabales; Fabaceae.